Strongyloides ratti is the source of this 1290-nucleotide messenger RNA. RefSeq names its product tRNA-dihydrouridine(20) synthase [NAD(P)+]-like. Gene Ontology annotation, biological process: tRNA dihydrouridine synthesis. The record is from RefSeq and is a predicted model, not a curated record. The transcript has 2 exons. Bases 1 to 1290 code for a protein of 429 amino acids. Gene Ontology annotation, cellular component: cytoplasm. Lineage: Eukaryota; Metazoa; Nematoda; Chromadorea; Rhabditida; Strongyloididae. Gene Ontology annotation, molecular function: flavin adenine dinucleotide binding; tRNA dihydrouridine synthase activity.
AUGUCUAAUAAAGGUUUUGAUUUAUCUCAUUAUGCUGGAAAAAUAUGUUUAGCUCCAAUGGUACGAGCAGGAAGGACACCUUUACGUUUAUUAUCACUUGAUUAUGGCGCUGAUUUAGUUUAUACAGAGGAGAUUGUUGAUAAAAGAUUAAUAACAGCAAAAAGAAUUGAAAAUAAAUUAUUAAAUACAAUUGAUUAUGUAAAUGAUGCAGAAUUGGUAUUAAGAAUUGCUCCAGAAGAGAAAGGAAAAUUGGUGCUUCAGAUAGGUACAGAUUCACCUGAACGUUCCUGUGAAGUUAUUAAUAAAGUUGUUGAUGAUAUUUCUUCUAUUGAUAUUAAUAUGGGAUGUCCUAAACCAUUCUCAAUUUUAGGUGGAAUGGGUGCAGCAUUAUUAUCUAAACCAGAAUUAGCAAAAGAAAUUUUAGAAAGCCUUGUAAGUAUAAGUAAAGUACCUGUAUCAGCAAAAAUACGUGUUUUAAAUAAAAGAGAGGAUACUCUUGAAUUUGCCAAAAUGGUUCAAAGAACAGGUGUCUCGGCAAUUGGUGUACAUGGAAGAAGGAGAGAUGAAAGACCUAAUGAUAAAAAUAGAAUUGAUGAAAUAAAAGAAGUUGUUGAUUAUCUUGAUAUUCCAGUUUUAGCUAAUGGAGAAUCUGGAGUUAUUAAAGAGUAUAAAGAUAUUGAGAGAUUUAAAGAAAAAACUGGUGCUUCAGGAGUUCUUCUAGGAAGGAUAGCAUUAUCAAAUCCUUCAAUUUUUAGAAAAGAAGGAUUACAUAAUAUGGAAACAGAAAUUAUUAAUGUUUUAGAAAAAUCUUGUAUGUAUGAUGAACCAUUUACGCAAUGUAAAUAUGUACUUUCACGUAUUUUGGGAUCUCAAUUAGAAUUUGAUCCAAGAGCUUGGGGUGUUGAAGAUAGAUAUUAUUACUGGAAAAAAAUUCACCAAGAACGUGAUACACCAAAUAGAAAACGAAAACUUGAAGAAGAAAAAGAUAGUGAUAUAACUUUUCAUGAUAUUACUUUUCCUAUGAAACGUUUAAGAAUGUGUAAAAGUGCAUUAACACCAAAAUGUUUUAUAAGAAAUUAUUGUUUUAAGGAAGGUUGGCCACAACCUACUUUUACUACAUGGAAACGUGAAUCAGAUGGAAGAUGGGAAGCUUUAAUUGAAGUUAAUAAUCAAAAGCAUCAAUCUCGGAUAGCACAAAUGAAUAGAAGGAUGGCUGAACAGGUUUCAGCAUUGUGUGCUAUAAUAUCUUUGGGGAUUCGUGACGAAUUAGAAGGUGAAUGGGAAGAAUAA